CACCUGGACCAUCACAACCAGCAGUUCUGCGGGGGGCGCCUGGAGAAGCCCCAGGGCACCAUCAAGACCCCGAACUGGCCCGAGAGUGACUACCCGGCUGGCAUCAGCUGCUCCUGGCACAUCAUUGCCCCCCUAGGCAAGGUGAUCGAGCUGACCUGGGGCAAGUUCGACGUGGAGGCCGACACCUACUGCCGCUACGACUAUGUCAGCGUCUUCCAGGGCGGGCAAAGUGAUGACGCGCGGCGUGUGGGGCGCUUCUGCGGCGACACCAGCCCUGUCCCCAUCAUCUCGGAGGGCCGGGAGCUGCUGGUCCAGUUCGUCUCGGACCUGAGUGUCACAGCCGACGGCUUCGCCGCCACCUAUGCUGCUCGUGACCCCGAGGAGCUGGCUGAGCGUGGCCCCUCACCUGUCGCGCCCCCUCUGCUGCCCCCCGUCCCCAAGCCAGGCACCAGCAAGGGCAAGGGUGGCAAAGACCCCGGCAAAGCCAAGCCACCCCCCACGGCCCCGGCCCCUCCCCCGCUGUCUCCUGAGGGGCAGCUGACCAGCACCGUCCCCACAGGCCCCAUCGCCUGCCCCAAGACCUGCCGGCGGACGGGGACCCUCCAGAGUAACUUCUGUGCUAGCGACUUCGUGCUCACUGGGACUGUGAAGGCCGUGACCCGAGGCCCUGGUGAGGGCGUCACAGCAACCGUCGCCGUGGUGACCGUCUACCAGGCCGGAGCCUUGGCGCUGCCCCAGCCCCACAAGGGGGCGUCGCUGCGCCUGGCCGUGCCCUGUCGCCAGUGCCCCCAGCUCAAGAAAGGCGCCAGCUACAUCCUGAUGGGGCAGCUGGACACUGGGGGCCCCUGGCUGCCCCCCGAGAGCUUUGUGGUGCAGUUCCGGCCCCCGCAGCACCAGGUCCUCACCAACCUCAGCAAGCGGUCGUGCCUCCCACGCCCCCAGGGCUGACCCCCGGCUCCUCGGCCUCCCCUGGUGUGACGGGGGAUCCAGCCCCGUCUGCUCUGUGUAUGCGAAUAAAGGGAAAAAAAC
This is a messenger RNA of Alligator sinensis (Chinese alligator), 1029 nucleotides long. It is a transcript of the gene PCOLCE, whose product is annotated as procollagen C-endopeptidase enhancer. Gene Ontology annotation, molecular function: protein binding. The annotation marks the transcript as partial. Lineage: Eukaryota; Metazoa; Chordata; Crocodylia; Alligatoridae. The transcript has 7 exons. The record is from RefSeq and is a predicted model, not a curated record.